Messenger RNA from Enhydra lutris kenyoni (northern sea otter), 3094 nucleotides. RefSeq names its product regulatory factor X1. The record is from RefSeq and is a predicted model, not a curated record. Gene Ontology annotation, cellular component: nucleus. The coding region runs from base 132 to 3065 and encodes 977 amino acids. The transcript is spliced from 21 exons. Gene Ontology annotation, molecular function: RNA polymerase II cis-regulatory region sequence-specific DNA binding; DNA-binding transcription factor activity, RNA polymerase II-specific. Lineage: Eukaryota; Metazoa; Chordata; Mammalia; Carnivora; Mustelidae. Gene Ontology annotation, biological process: regulation of transcription by RNA polymerase II.
CCCGGCACGUUCCGUCCCCCUCCCAACAUCGCCUCCGAGACCUCUGGAAAGCCCUUCUGCGGACAGAAGUAGGAAGAAGCCGAGGAAGAAGAAAAAAAGCCUUAUUUAUUAUCAUUUUCCCCACUGUUGGCAUGGCAACACCAGCGUACGUUACCGAGCUUCAAGCAGCCCCGCAGCCAGCCCCACCACCACAGGCCCCGCCCCAGCCCCCGCCGCCACCAGCGGCGCCCCAGCCCCCCCAGCCGCCUGCCACCGCCGCUACCCCCCAGCCCCAGUAUGUCACUGAGCUGCAGAGCCCCCAGCCCCAGGCGCAGCCACCAGGCAGCCAGAAGCAGUACGUGACAGAGCUGCCGGCCACCCCCACGCCCUCGCAGCCGGCUGGCGCACCCACCCCGUCCCCGGCGUCCCAGCAGUACAUCGUGGUCACCGUCUCUGAAGGCGCUAUGCGGGCCAGUGAGACUGUAUCAGAGGCCAGCCCAGGCUCCACAGCCAGCCAGACCGGAGUCCCCACUCAGGUGGUUCAGCAGGUGCAGGGCACCCAGCAGCGUCUGCUGGUCCAGACGAGCGUGCAGGCCAAGCCGGGCCAUGUGUCACCCCUCCAGCUCACCAACAUCCCAGUGCCCCAGCAGGCUCUCCCCACGCAGCGUCUAGUGGUGCAGAGCACAGCCACAGGCGGCAAGGGUGGCCAGGUUUCCCUGACAGUGCACGGCCCCCAGCAGGUGCACUCACCCCCUGAGCGGUCACCAGUGCAGGCCAACAGCUCCUCCAGCAAGACAGCCGCAGCCCCCGCGGGCACAGUGCCGCAGCAGCUGCCGGUCCAUGGCGUUCAGCAGAGUGUCCCCGUCACCCAAGAGAGGUCCGUGGUCCAAGCCACUCCACAGGCGCCCAAAGCCGGCCCUGUGCAGCAGCUCACGGUGCAGGGGCUCCAGCCAGUUCAUGUGGCCCAAGAGGUGCAGCAGCUCCAGCAGGUGCCUGUCCCACACGUGUACUCCAGCCAAGUGCAGUAUGUGGAGGGUGGUGACGCCAGCUACACGGCCAGUGCCAUCCGCUCCAGUACCUACCCCUACCCAGAGACGCCGCUGUACACCCAGACAGCGGGCACCAGCUACUACGAAGCUGCGGGCACUGCCGCCCAGGUCAGCACACCUGCCACCUCCCAGGCAGUGGCCAGCACCGGUUCCGUGCCCAUGUACGUGUCCGGCACCCAGGUGGUCACCAGCUCCACCAGCAGUGGGGGUGGGGCCAACAGUGGUGGCAGCGGCGGCAGCGGCGGCGGGGGAGGCGGUGGCGGUGGCGGGGGCGGUGGCGGCGGCGGCGGCGGCGGCGGCGGCGGCAGCGGCGGCAGCAGCGGAGCAGGAACCUAUGUGAUCCAGGGCGGCUACAUGCUGGGCAGUGCCAGCCAGUCCUACUCCCACACCACCCGUGCCUCGCCAGCCACUGUUCAGUGGCUCCUAGACAACUAUGAGACGGCAGAGGGGGUGAGCCUGCCGCGGAGCACCCUCUACUGCCACUACCUGCUGCACUGCCAGGAGCAGAAGCUGGAGCCCGUCAAUGCCGCUUCCUUCGGCAAGCUCAUCCGCUCUGUCUUCAUGGGUCUGCGCACCCGACGGCUUGGCACCAGGGGCAACUCUAAAUACCACUACUACGGCCUGCGCAUCAAGGCCAGCUCACCCCUGUUGCGGCUCAUGGAGGACCAGCAGCACAUGGCCAUGCGGGGCCAGCCCUUCUCACAGAAGCAAAGGCUCAAGCCCAUCCAGAAGAUGGAGGGCAUGACCAACGGUGUGGCCGUGGGGCCACAGCAGGCAACUGGGCUGUCUGACAUCAGCGCCCAGGUCCAGCAGUACCAGCAGUUCCUGGAUGCCUCGAGGAGUCUCCCUGAUUUCUCAGAGCUUGACUUCCAGGGCAAAGUGCUCCCCGAGGGCGUUGGGCCUGGGGACAUCAAGGCCUUCCAGGUCCUGUACCGGGAACACUGUGAGGCCAUUGUCGACGUUAUGGUGAACCUGCAGUUCACCCUGGUGGAGACGCUGUGGAAAACCUUCUGGAGGUACAACCUCAGUCAGCCCAACGAGGCGCCUCCACUGGCUGUGCAUGACGAGGCUGAGAAGCGGCUGCCCAAGGCCAGCCUGGUGCUCCUCUCCAAGUUUGAACCAGUGCUACAGUGGACCAAGCACUGUGACAACGUGCUGUACCAGGGCCUGGUGGAGAUCCUCAUCCCUGAUGUGCUGCGGCCCAUCCCCAGUGCCUUGACCCAAGCGAUCCGGAACUUUGCCAAGAGCCUGGAGAGCUGGCUCACCCAUGCCAUGGUGAACAUCCCUGAGGAGAUGCUGCGUGUGAAGGUGGCAGCAGCCGGCGCCUUUGCGCAGACGCUGCGACGCUACACGUCGCUCAAUCACUUGGCGCAGGCAGCCCGCGCGGUGCUGCAGAACACCGCGCAGAUCAACCAGAUGCUGAGCGACCUCAACCGCGUGGACUUCGCCAACGUGCAAGAGCAGGCCUCGUGGGUGUGCCGCUGCGAGGACCGCGUGGUGCAGCGGCUGGAGCAGGACUUCAAGGUGACCCUGCAGCAGCAGAACUCACUGGAGCAGUGGGCGGCCUGGCUGGACGGCGUCGUGAGCCAGGUGCUUAAGCCCUACCAGGGCAGCGCCGGCUUCCCCAAGGCCGCCAAGCUCUUCCUCCUCAAGUGGUCCUUCUACAGCUCCAUGGUGAUCCGGGACCUGACCCUGCGAAGCGCUGCCAGCUUUGGUUCUUUCCACCUCAUCCGGCUGCUCUACGACGAGUACAUGUACUACCUGAUCGAGCAUCGAGUGGCCCAGGCCAAGGGCGAGACCCCAAUCGCGGUCAUGGGCGAGUUCGCCAACCUGACCACCUCGCUGAACCCCCUAGAUCCGGACAAAGACGAAGAGGAGGAGGAAGAGGAGGAGAGCGAGGAUGAGCUGCCACAAGACAUCUCGCUGGCGGCCGGCGGCGAGUCGCCCGCGCUGGGCCCUGACGCCCUGGAGCCGCCUGCCAAGUUGGCACGGACAGACGCGCGUGGACUCUUCGUGCAGGCGCUGCCCUCCAGCUAAGCCCGCGGCCUCCCCUGCCCCGCCCGCCC